Molecule: messenger RNA, 2099 nt
Organism: Strongylocentrotus purpuratus (purple sea urchin)
Lineage: Eukaryota; Metazoa; Echinodermata; Echinoidea; Camarodonta; Strongylocentrotidae
Product: peptidyl-prolyl cis-trans isomerase FKBP4
Exons: 11
Coding region: 225-1781 (518 amino acids)
Molecular function (GO): peptidyl-prolyl cis-trans isomerase activity; protein binding
Source: RefSeq, a predicted model, not a curated record
CACACAAAACAUACGGCACGUGCAAGUACGUACUCUUCCUCUUUCUUGUCGAGCAAAACAAGCUCUCUUGUUCUUUAUUUUUGCUUGAUUAAGAAAUAACUUUUAAGUUUGAAUAUCACGAUCUUGAAUCCAGAGGAAGCAAGGAACCCUUUGGCAUCAUCCUGAACAUCGUGUACUGUGCUAUUUUUUGAGUCGAUCGCUAAGUUAGGACCGCAUCUUGCAGGAUGACUAACGGCGACGACAACAAGCCUUCUAUCACAACGGAAGAUGAAUAUCAACCCUUCCCGGAUCCCCUCAUGGGAACUGGCCAAGAUGUCACCCCUAAUGGCGAUGGAGGAGUCCUGAAGGCUAUAAGGAAAGAGGGUGACACCACUGAGGAAGAUCGCCCAUUUAAGGGGGAUAAGGUUUUUGUUCAUUAUGUUGGCAGCCUAACAGACGGGGUCUUGUUUGACUCCAGUCGGUCGAGGAAUGAGAAGUUUUCUUUCACACUGGGAAAAGGUGAGGUCAUCAAAGCUUGGGACAUGGGUGUCGCUACCAUGCGGCGAGGAGAGAUCGCUGUAAUCACAUGCAAGCCAGAAUAUGCUUACGGCAAAUCAAGUAAAGCAAAGAUUCCUGCCAAUUCUACCCUGGUCUUUGAAGUGGAACUCUUUGAUUGGAAAGGCGAGGAUCUUUCAGAGGAUAACGAUGAAGGAAUCGUACGACGAAUUGUGACGGAAGGACAGGAAUAUGAUACUCCUAAUGAUGAAGCUAAAGUUGAAGCACACAUCAUUGGCCGUUACGAUGGAAAGGAGUUUGAAAACAGAGAUGUGGAAUACACAGUAACAGAAGGUAGCGACGCAGGGAUCGUUGAGGGGCUGGAGAUCGCCAUCAAGAGGAUGAAGAAAGGAGAGGUGGCAAGGUUAAAGGUCAAAUCAAAGUAUGCUUACGGGUCACAAGGCAAAGCUGAGUACAACAUUCCAGGAAAUGCGGAUGUCACGUACGAAGUCUUGCUCAAGAAUUUUGAAAAGGCCAAGGAGCCAUGGGAGAUGGACAUCGCUGAAAAGCUUGAGCAGUCAGAGGUCGUCAAAGCAAAAGGAACAAAUUACUUCAAGCAAGGGAGAUACCAAGAUGCCAUCAAGCAAUGGAAGAAAAUCAUCACUUACCUGGACAAGGAGACCAUUACGGAGGAGGAGCAGAAGAAGAAGUCCGACGCGAUGCAGCUAGCAGCCAACCUGAACGUUGCCAUGGCAGCGAUCAAGGCCGAGGAGUUUCUUGAGGCUGUCAGUCAUUGUGAUAAGGCCAUCGAGUUUGAUGCAGUCAGCGUGAAAGGGUACUUCCGUCGUGGGCAGGCCUACUAUCAUCUAACCGAGUACGAGAAGGGCAAGGUAGACUUCCUCAAAGUCCUGGAGAUAGAACCCGAGAACAAGGCGGCCAAGAACCAGCUGACACUUAGCAACCAGAAGCUCAAACAGCAUCUUGAGAAGGAGAAGAAGAUCUAUGGAAACAUGUUUGAACGGUUCGCUGACCAGGAUAGGAGAGAAAAGCUUGCUAGGGAAAGGGCAAGGGGAGACUUAGAGGUGGGCGUGUUCAGUGAUGGAGAAAAGAAGACGACUGGAUCAGAGGAGGAGAAUGAAGGCUCCAAAGAAGGUGGAGAACAGAUAGAGGAGGAAGCAAAGGAGAGUUUACCAGCAGAGGCCGAAGUGAAGGAAGAAUCAAAGGAACCUAAGGAGAGUUUACCAGCAGAGGCCGGAGUGAAGGAAGAAUCGAAGGAACCUAAGGAGAGUUUACCAGCAGAGGAUUGAGGGAAGGAAGAAUCAAUGAAAGCAUGAUACAUGUGUGUGACAGGGUUAGGGAGACUGGUACAAAGAACUCUUCUCUUUUGCUUAUUCCCAAUAUGUUUUUGCAGGAAUGAAACUCAAGACAUGAUCAAACGGGUAUUUUUGAUAGGGAGACUCAUAGCUAUUUGAGAGAAAUAGUUACCUCACUGGAAGUUGCUUCUCAUUGGUCAGGCAGUUUAUGAAGCUCCAAAAUAGUUCCCUCCCAUAGAGAUUGUACAUGGGAGAGGACUACAUGUUUUUGGAGCUCCAUGAAUUAACCGAUGACCCAUCUUGCGUACAUGU